This is a messenger RNA of Prunus armeniaca (apricot), 663 nucleotides long. The record is from the annotation of a GenBank genome assembly. Lineage: Eukaryota; Viridiplantae; Streptophyta; Magnoliopsida; Rosales; Rosaceae.
AUGAACAUAAAAAACAGUUCUACUAGUACUAUGGAGAAGAAGGAUAAGAAGAUGAUCAUGAGGGGCUUCAUGUGUCAGUCUCCGGCAGCGACCGCGGUUUGUAUGAGUCGAGCCGAUGCUCGCUCAGUUAUGGUGCCUAGAAGAUCAUCCACUAGUAGUCUUAAUAAUAAUUUUGAUAUCAAUUUCAAUCGCACACACCACACAAGAUCAUUGCUCAACAGCAACAAAUACUACUACUCCAGGCUCCUCACUUCUCCUCCUCCUCCUCAUCAUGUUCAUGAUCAUGGCAAAAUAUCGCCCUUAUUAAUUAUGCCGUCCACCAGCAAACAAGUAGGAGCUGAUCAUCAUCAUGAUCUUCUUCCUCUUACCCAUAAGCAGCCAAUGUCCUCAAAGACGAUCAAAAAAAGACCGUCCUCUCAUUCAGAUUCAGUCCUGCCUUCAUCCGCCGACGACAAUGUAUUCCAGGUGGUUGUUAUGAGAGUUUCUAUUCACUGUCAAGGAUGUGCUGGUAAAGUGAAGAAACAUCUUUCUAAAAUGGAAGGAGUUACAUCAUUCAGUAUCGACCUAGAGACAAAGAUGGUAACAGUCAGAGGACACGUGUCACCAUCUGCAGUGAUGGAAAGCAUUUCAAAAGUGAAAAAAGCAGAGUUAUUACCCUCUUGA